CAAUAUUUUUUAAAUAAUUAGGAGAGUUCAAUAACCAAUUUUUAUUUGAAAAUAAACGCAUAAUAAGGAUCCUAUUUUUUUUUUAUAAUCAUUACUAUGAAGAAACGCUCAAAAUCACCAACAUUAAAUAUGCAGUCGAGAUCAAAGACUCCUGAUUUUAAACAUCCUAAGCGAAAUCAUAGUUCAAUUGCUACUGCUGCUACUAAAACUAAAUCAAAGGCAACGAUAACAAUGGACAUGAGAAACCAUGAUGUUUGCGAUUCAUGUGGAGAAACUGGGCAAUUCCUGUGUUGUGAUGCCUGUCCCAAUGCUUUUCAUUUCACUUGUGUAGAACCUCCCAUGAACUCUGACGAUGUAGCUAAGCUUAAAGAAAAAUGGUAUUGUACCGAGUGUGAGCUUAAGCAAAACAUUGGAAAGCGAAAAGUUUCCAAGCCAGCAACUAGCAUUCGAGGCAUAUUCGAAAACCUCGUAAGUGAUCUCACCAUGAAAAAUCCAAAAGCAUACCGAUUGCCAAAUGAUAUUGUUAAUUAUUUUAAAGGCGUGGCUUCCGAUAAGCAAGGAAGAUAUGUCGACACAACCAAGGUGAAAUCUGUUCGAUACAGAAAUGGCCUACCUGAUCGUCCCGAUUAUCGCCAAUUAACUGAUAGAAAUGGAAAAUUUCGCCUUUGCUACUAUUGCAGAAAGACUGCGCUAAAAAAGCCUAUGGUCAGUUGCGACUUUUGUCCUCUCUAUUGGCAUCUCGAUUGUCUGAAUCCGCCAUUAGCAAUACCACCCAACCCAGCAAGAAAAUGGAGAUGUCCAAACCAUAUUGAAAACUUUAUAAAGACGCCAAGGGAGCCUAAGAAUGCUACCCAAGUAACAAUCAACCGUGAAAAUCCGAUGCCUUCUAGCGCAUAUCACCACCACCUUUCAAAGAUCAUUCAAAGCGAAUUGAAUGAUAAUAACCAUGUAGAUAGUAAAUCCAAAAUAACAAGAGCGGAAAAUAUUAUAACCAGUAAAACUGGUACUGUCUAUAGAAUCCCUGUAAAUCCAAUCCAAGCUGACAUUUCCAGCCAUACUAAAAGACGAUCAUCCAUACCAUCCACAACCGCAAGUUCGUCUUCCAGUGAAGUAAAUACUCCUCCCACCUUCGAAUCUCCCAUUCAAUCUCAUAAACCCAUAUCGCAUUCCCUCGACACACAUACAAGCAAUAAUAACAACGAAGAAAUCCAAUCCUGGCUUCAAAGUAUGGCCUUACUCCAAGCGGGUAAUCAGCAUAGCAACGACGACCAAAGCAUCCUGACACUUAUUCGUGCAGCCACCCAAACAUCACCGCCUCUAUCACCUACUCCCUCCAGAAAGAGGAAAUCUGUUAUGCCCAGCCAACAAUAUGAAAAAUAUCGAAGGAUCGAACAAUUAUUACAAUCAAAAACAGAACAACAAUUGUUUGAUCUCUUUCGCAACUAAAAACCCUUUCUUUUUUUUUUUUUUUUUUCACAAAUACAUUGACCCCGAUAUAUUAAUGAAUCGCCACAAUUGUAGGUUUUAGGGUUAUUUUGUAUCGCAAC
Messenger RNA from Mucor mucedo, 1547 nucleotides. RefSeq lists its product as uncharacterized. The transcript is spliced from 10 exons. Bases 97 to 1446 code for a protein of 449 amino acids. Gene Ontology annotation, cellular component: Rpd3S complex. NCBI's taxonomy places the organism in Eukaryota, Fungi, Mucoromycota, Mucoromycetes, Mucorales, Mucoraceae. Gene Ontology annotation, biological process: regulation of transcription by RNA polymerase II. The record is from RefSeq and is a predicted model, not a curated record.